Molecule: messenger RNA, 6263 nt
Organism: Scleropages formosus (Asian bonytongue)
Lineage: Eukaryota; Metazoa; Chordata; Actinopteri; Osteoglossiformes; Osteoglossidae
Gene: lrrc4ca
Product: leucine rich repeat containing 4C, genome duplicate a
Exons: 3
Coding region: 1521-3464 (647 amino acids)
Biological process (GO): modulation of chemical synaptic transmission; regulation of axonogenesis; synaptic membrane adhesion
Cellular component (GO): glutamatergic synapse; plasma membrane; postsynaptic density membrane
Molecular function (GO): cell-cell adhesion mediator activity
Source: RefSeq, a predicted model, not a curated record
GGUGCGAGACAAGCGUCGGGCGCGAGCCGCAGGGAGAGCCGCACACGCGCGCGCUGAAAGUGGAGGUGGUUGGGGGGGGGCGGUGAAGGGAGAGAGCGCGCGCACGCGCGCGCGCUGUGAGGCGCUGCUUGGUGCGUGAACGGCAACGUGCGGGUGACCGAGCGCCGCGCCGCGCGUCUACGGAUCUAGUAUCGGACUGCAGAGCGGGGAGGUGUGAGCGAGUGCGGGGCGCGCGCGCGCACGCUGGACCAGCUGCACGGAAAAGACUCGACCCUCCCCCCCGUCUCUGGUGCGUCUGCAGGUGGCAGUCGGACGGACAGUCGUGGCGGUCUGCGAAGGGGCGCCUGUUCGCAUCCCCGUCGCGCCGCGGAUUGGUUCGCAUCCCCCGUGAUGCCGACGAGGUGAAGGGACGAAGAGCGGGACGCGCGGGGCUUCGUGGCCGCGUUGCGCUGCGCUGCGCUCCGCUCCGCUCCGCUCCCUGGUUCCUGCGCGUGACGGACGUGAACGCGGGGAGCUCGGCUCCGACCCAACGUCUGUCGACGGUAUUUGGACAAAGUGCCGACAAAAGAGACACUUUUUUUUUUUUUUCUGCCUGACAAUUUGCGAUGAAUCGGGCGAUGAAAGGCGCCCUGAUCCGCUCCGCUCGUUCCUCGCGCUCAGAGGGCUCGGUGAUGCUCCGAGAAUAACGCCCCCCACGACGCCGAGGCACGAAAGAUGGGGCGCGCGGACGCGGGACUGCGCACCGCGCUGUGAGUGGAAACCCGAUAUAAGAGUCCUCGGGGCAGAAUUUGUCUGGAGGGGGUAGGGGGGGUGGGGGAGGAAAAGUUGCGUGUGGUGGUGGUAAGGGACGCGAUCAUGUUCCACGCACGGUGACCAUGACAGGGGUCCGGAACGCACAACGUGCCGCUGCUGCGCGGGUCCGAUGAACGGACUCUGCUUUCUGCCGUGAAGAAAGCGACGGUCCAACAGGACGGAGACGGAGCCCACGACGGGAACGCGGACCUGAAGGGGACCGGCAGCCGCCACCCCCUGCCGCUGCAGAGGAGCGCGCGCCGGGAGUCCGCCGCUUUCGCGCUUCUUCUUUUUUCUUUUUCUUUUUCUUCACCGUUUUCCACUCGUGGGGAAUGUAUAACAUGGCAGCAACGUGAACGCGCGAAGCUCGAAAGCGGCUGCGUGGACGCGCGGAGGAUCAUGAGGAUGACGGCGAGGAGUAGGAUGUGCUGAACCUCUGUGCGCGCGUCCGCGCCGACCCUCGCAUCAAACGGCCACGUCCCCGCGUUUUUUCGCGGGGGCCGGGAGGGGGGUGGACGGGGGACGGGGGACGCUGACAAAGGUUCGAGUCCCAUCGCCUCCCUGCAGAGCGGAGUGGAGCGGAGCGGCGACCCAGCGCUUGGGCCACCCGAACUGAGACCGAAGCUGCCUGAGGACCACGGCGAACGCAAAUGAGCUGUCAGACCGCUGGGGCGCAGAGAUUCCUGAGGAGAGCUCCACCGGCUGGCGAAUUAUGAACGUUGAACAAGAUGACGUCCGACCCGCAGCGGCAGACGAUGAGAGGUCCUAGGUGGAAGAAUAGGGCCCUGUGUGACCCCCUCUUGGUGCUGCUGCUUGCCCUGCAGCUCCUUGUGGUAGCGGGCCUGGCGCGAGCCCAGACCUGCCCCUCCGUGUGCUCCUGCAGCAAUCAGUUCAGCAAGGUGAUCUGCACCCGGCGCGGUCUGCGCGAGGUGCCUGACGGCAUCUCCACCAACACACGCUACCUGAACCUGCAAGAGAACCAGAUCCAGGUGAUCAAGGUGGACAGCUUCAAGCAUCUGCGUCAUCUGGAGAUCCUGCAGCUGAGCAAAAACCACAUCCGCAGCAUCGAGAUUGGCGCCUUCAACGGGCUCGCCAACCUCAACACGCUGGAGCUCUUUGACAACCGCCUCACCACCAUCCCCAACGGCGCCUUCGAGUACCUCUCCAAGCUCAAGGAGCUCUGGCUGAGGAACAACCCCAUCGAGAGUAUUCCCUCGUACGCGUUCAACCGCGUGCCCUCCCUGCGCCGGCUCGACCUGGGCGAGCUCAAGCGCCUUUCGUACGUGUCGGAGGGUGCCUUUGAGGGCCUCGGCAACCUGCGCUACCUGAACUUGGGCAUGUGCAACCUCAAGGAGAUUCCCAACCUCACGCCGCUGGUGAGGCUUGACGAGCUGGAGAUGUCCGGCAACCAGCUGUCGGUGAUCCGCCCAGGCUCCUUCAAGGGCCUCAUCCAUCUUCAGAAGCUGUGGAUGAUGCACGCCCACAUCCAGACCAUAGAGCGCAACUCCUUUGAUGACCUGCAGUCUCUGGUGGAGCUGAACCUGGCUCACAACAACCUUACCUUGCUCCCCCAUGACCUGUUCACUCCCCUGCACCACCUGGAGCGGGUGCACCUGCACCACAACCCCUGGAACUGCAACUGUGACAUACUUUGGCUCAGCUGGUGGCUCAAGGAGAUGGUUCCGGCCAACACCAGCUGCUGUGCCCGCUGCAGUACCCCUCCGAGCCACAAGGGGCGCUACAUCGGGGAGCUGGACCAGAACUACUUCCACUGCUAUGCCCCCGUCAUUGUGGAGCCGCCCGCGGACCUGAACGUGACAGAGGGCAUGGCCGCCGAGCUCAAAUGCAGAGCCAACUCUCUGACAUCAGUCAGCUGGAUCACUCCCGAUGGCUCCAUCAUGACGCACGGUGCGUACAAGGUGCGCAUCUCAGUGCUCAACGACGGCACACUCAACUUCACCAACGUCACCGUGCAGGACACGGGCACAUACACCUGCAUGGUGAGCAACUCGGCCGGCAACACAACAGCCUCGGCGACGCUCAACGUGUCCUCCACGGAGAAUGGCAGCUUCAGCUACUUCACCACGGUCACCGUGGAGACGAUCGAGCCGUCUCAGGACGACGGUGUUGGGACCCCGGUGCAGCGGAGCGCAGGGCCCACCCCGUCCUCGGCCAGCUGGGAGUCAUCGUCGCCCCCCUCCUCGGCGAGCAGCGCCACAACCACAGCGCGGACCCCCCCAUCGACGAGGACGCCGGAAAAGGCUUAUACGGUCCCUGUAACGGAGGUGGGCGGGGAGGGCUCCCUCGCCGGGCUGGACGAGGUGAUGAAGACCACCAAAAUCAUCAUCGGCUGCUUUGUGGCCAUCACGCUCAUGGCCGCCGUCAUGCUCGUCAUCUUCUACAAGAUGCGGAAGCAGCACCACCAGCAGAACCAGCACGCCCCAACGCGGACCAUCGAGAUCAUCAACGUGGACGAGGACCUGGCGAGGGCGCCGGCCCUCGAGAGCCAUCUGACGCUGCCUCCGCUGGAGCACGAGCAGCUCAACCAUUACAACUCAUACAAGACCGCGUACAACCACGCCUCCGCCGUCAACUCCGUGCACAGCUCGGCGCACGAACCGUUGCUAAUCCGGGCAAGCUCGAAAGACAACGUGCAGGAGACCCAGAUCUAACUUUGUUUCGUAAUUAAAAAUAUCAUAAAAACGCUAUUAAUAAAAAUGUUUGGAAAAAAAGACAAAAACAAAAAAAAGAAGAAACAACAGAUGGACGUAGAGGAGAGCAACAGAUGGUGACGUUUAUUAACGAUCCUGGAGAAUAGGGUAUGUCUACUGUUUCAAAAAGUGUCUUUACAAAGCAAAGGUUAUUUAUUUAAAGAAAUCUAUUGUGCUUAAAUCGAGAUGAAACAUCAUGUGUUUUGCAAAUUUGUUGUUAUUAUUGGUUUUUUUUUUCUUUCCUUUCAGCGCUUAAUUGUCCUUUUUUUUCCCAGAGGAAUGGUUUACCGGGGCUGCAUGCUUACGAACUCUGUGUAAAUGAGGGCGAACCGUCGAUCGGGCCCAACACCGAGGGGUGCUAUGGAGGGACGUCGCUCGACUUGACUGUUACUGUUACCACGGGGUGGUGGGUGGAGGGCCCAACGGCUUUCGGCUUCUCCUCCUGUAGAAGAAAGAAAAAACCGAUUGUGAUUCCAUGGUUAUCUGAGAGCCACCCUCGCAUUAGUUCAUAUUAGUGUUUGUUUAAUCGUGCGAAAACGACGAGGGCGGCGAGCGCAGGCAGAAGAGUGAAAAAAGAACAAUUGUGCCGCUCUACUAUUGUCAUGAGACCUUCUCACACAAAAUAUUAAUAAUAUAAAAUAAAUAAUUCAGCCAAAAUAGCCUGCUUCGGUCACCAUGGAAACCAGUGACCUUGACUAGAAUAAGAGGAGCGAGGCCCGGCGGCACCGACGCGUCGCCAGUUAAACGCUCGAGUACCCGGAGCAGGAAACGGAAGACUAAAGGGCUAAAGGGUCGCAGAAGGUGUCUCUGGUGCACCAGUUAUGGCCGCUUCGUUAUAUUUACUUGUCACUUUUCAACUCUUUCUGAGCAAAAAUCCAUACUACUUCUGUUGCGUUUCUUUGUCUGAAGCAGGCGGACAAGGGAGACUCACGUUGACAUUAUUAGGUGGAGGGGAUAACUGCCACGUCGGUCGCUUGAAAUGAGUUUCCCUGGAAAAAGCGUGUUACAACUGACCGUCAGUCACCCCCCCCAGAACCGUCGGUCACUGUGUCGCUACUCGUGUGUUCUGCCUCAGCGUGAAUCAAAGUCACACACCGUUCCUGUUGCACAUUACCUUGAUAUGUUGGUAUUAUUAUCAUUAUUAUUAUUAUUGUUAUUGUUAAUAUUAGUAAUAAGCAGGAGGGAUGCUGUGCGCUCGGUCCCCCUGACAAGAGGUCUUCACAGUACACCAGCAUUGAUGUCACAAGCCUUUUCUCAGGUUCAUAGCUCCAGGGAUGGAGAAACCCCGCCCACCCCAGCAAGCCCCACCCCACCUCUCCUUGCUCCGCCCGCCCCAUUCAGAUCUCUGUAGCUGCCCACGGUCAGUCGAUCGGCUUCCCCUCGCUGGACGGAGAUGACAUCCUUAAGCUGAGUUGAGCGCUGCGGUAAACCAUUGCCUCUUUGAGUGAGAGUGUGUGUGCGUGUGUGUGUGUGUGUGUGUGUGUGUGUGGGUGGGUAUACUGAGCAGACGAAGGGGUCCAAGCCACCUUGUCCCUUUUGUUUUGAAUGAACUCUUCUGGGAUUUUUAUGGUGAACUCUGUUGAUGAAAUUUUAGUCUGGGGGAGGGGAGGGUCACUCUGCAUUCUUACUUUCGUUUCCCUUUUUUGUUCCUUUUUUCAGAGGGAAUGCUGUUGUAGUGAUAGAUUUAUAUAAAAGGAAGACAUUUUGAAAAUAAAAUGAAAAAAAUGCAAACAAAAACGUUUUUAAAAUUUAAUUUUACAUGUGCCAACCUGUUGUGAAAAUGGAGGCGGGGAAAAAAGAGGAACAUGCUGUGAGAGAAUAAGAAAUUGAUUUUCAUGUAAACAUACUUUCGUGACCUUUGAAAAAGAUGAAGAUCGAUUAUAGAAUCCAGAGUUUGUAGUUCAUACACAAAAAUAAGGUUAUAAAUAAAAUAUUGCUGUUUUUUUCUCUAUUGUCUCGUGCUUCUUUCCUGAUCCUCGGGAAUGAGACAGGAGCGAAGAUGCCAUUAAUUUGCACGCGCGUAAAUUGUCGAGGGGCCCUUUUAACGGUUUCCCACGUGAUCCUGAACGAGCCGAGCGUGCGCUGUUGUAUCUCUUCCAGCCUGUCAUGGUGGGACCAAGUGUUGACCAAUGCUGGAAGGAUGAUCCCUGACACCAUGUGUCAAUAUUAAUCAACGCUCAAUAGCGUUGGCCUCGAUUUAUUGACGGGUCCGGUUCUGUACGAAUCUCAAGCUACGAUGUAGCUGCUCUCGGAACAUUUUUAAUAUUAAUCACGUCAAAUGUAAACUAUUAACUAUCAGUAGAAGCUUGAUAAGAUUAUACAAUCCCUAGAGUGCUUUUUGCAAGUUCGACUGCCAAAAUUUGAAUGUAGCCAUUAUAAAUAAGAACUGAUGACGCAGGACUCGUUAAUACAUUUAUGAACUUUAAGAUACUUCGUUAGGUUAAAAUGAUGUAAAAAAUGAGUUGUGUCCCCAACCUCCUAUUCACUGGCAUAAACGAAACGCGUGCAUCGUGUGCGGCGCUAUUGCGCUGUAAACACGAGAUGCGUUUCGUUUAUCGCAGCCAAAAAGUUUCGAAACACGAGAGAGUUGAACAAAAGGGGUCCUACACCCGCAUUUGGCUGCGUUAACUAAGGCCGCGUUCGCUUUGCUACCCACCGAAACCUGAGAGAGCAGAUGAGGAAAGGCAGCUGAAAAAAAAAACACUGGAAAAGGUCUGUAUGUUUGAAAUGUCGCCGUUGAACCCCUCCUAAUAUUAGGAG